AUGUCGGCCGCCGGUAGCAGCCUGCCCGCGCACUUCAUCGGCCUCAAUACCGUCGACGUCGCUCCCAGCAGCCCCGUCAAGGACUUUGUCCAGAGCAAUGGUGGUCACACCGUCAUCAGAUCCAUUCUCAUCGCAAACAAUGGUAUCGCCGCCGUAAAAGAGAUCCGUAGUGUCCGGAAAUGGGCCUACGAGACCUUCGGCGACGAGCGCGCCAUCCUCUUCACCGUCAUGGCCACGCCUGAAGAUCUCAGAGCAAACGCAGACUACAUCCGCAUGGCGGACCAGUACGUCGAAGUCCCCGGCGGCACCAACAACAACAACUACGCAAACGUCGAGCUCAUCGUCGACGUCGCCGAGCGAAUGAACGUCGACGCCGUCUGGGCCGGCUGGGGUCACGCAUCCGAAAAUCCUGACCUCCCAGAGUCCCUCGCCGCAUCUCCCCGACGCAUCGUCUUCAUCGGUCCCCCUGGUUCGGCAAUGCGCUCGCUCGGCGACAAAAUUUCCUCCACAAUCGUCGCCCAGCACGCUAAAGUUCCUUGCAUUCCCUGGUCCGGAACCGGCGUCAACCAGGUCGUCGUCGAUCCAAAGACAAACCUCGUCACCGUCGCUGAUGACGUAUACGCCCUCGGUUGCACCGCCGAUGCCGAUGCCGCCCUCGCAAAAGCCCGUACGAUCGGUUUUCCGGUCAUGAUCAAGGCCUCUGAGGGUGGUGGUGGAAAGGGUAUUCGAAAAGUCGACAGCGAAGACAAUUUCAAUGCUCUCUUUUCCCAAGUCGCUGGUGAAGUCCCCGGAUCGCCCAUCUUCGUCAUGAAACUCGCCGGCAACGCCCGCCAUCUCGAGGUCCAAUUGCUUGCCGAUCAGUAUGGCAACAACAUCUCGCUCUUUGGCCGUGACUGCUCCGUCCAGCGACGUCACCAAAAGAUCAUCGAAGAGGCUCCCGUCACCGUCGCCAACCCGGCCACCUUCAACGCCAUGGAGCAAGCCGCCGUCAGAUUAGGCAAACUGGUCGGCUACGUCUCCGCCGGUACCGUCGAAUAUCUCUACUCCCACGAAGACGACAAGUUUUAUUUCCUCGAGCUCAACCCCCGUCUUCAGGUCGAGCAUCCCACAACCGAAAUGGUCACCGGCGUUAACCUUCCUGCGGCUCAGCUGCAAAUCGCCAUGGGCAUCCCGCUCCACCGCAUUCGCGACAUCAGACUCUUCUACGGCGUUGACCCGCACACCACCACCGAGAUCGACUUUGACUUUUCGAACGAGAAUUCGCUCCAGACCCAGCGUCGUCCUGUCCCCAAGGGCCACACCACCGCCUGCAGAAUCACCUCCGAGGACCCCGGCGAGGGAUUCAAGCCUUCCAGCGGUGUCAUGCACGAGCUCAACUUCAGAUCGAGCUCGAACGUCUGGGGUUACUUCUCCGUCGGUAACCAGGGUGGUAUCCACUCGUUCUCUGACUCUCAGUUUGGUCAUAUCUUUGCCUUUGGCGAGAACCGCAGCGCCAGUCGCAAGCACAUGGUCGUCGCUCUCAAGGAGCUCUCGAUCCGUGGUGAUUUCAGAACUACUGUCGAGUAUCUCAUCAAGCUCCUGGAGACCCCUGAUUUCGAGUCAAACAAGAUCACCACCGGAUGGCUCGACGAGCUCAUCUCCAAGAGACUCACUGCCGAGAGACCUGAUCCCACCAUCGCCGUCAUCUGCGGUGCCGUCACAAAGGCUCAUCUGGCCUCCGAGGCCUGCAUCCAGGAGUACAAGAAAUCGCUUGAGAAGGGUCAGAUCCUCUCAAAGGACGUUCUGAAGACUCUUUACCCCGUUGACUUUAUCUACGAAGGUAACCGAUACAAGUUCACGGUCACUCGCUCGUCCCUUGAGACGUAUCAGAUCUUCAUCAACGGUUCCAAGUGCCUCGUCGGUGUCAAAGCCUUGAGCGAUGGCGGCCUUCUUGUCCUCCUCGGUGGCAAGAGUCACAACGUCUACUGGAAGGAAGAGGUCGGAACCACUCGUCUCAGUGUCGACUCAAAGACAUGCUUGCUCGAGCAGGAGAACGAUCCUACUCAGCUUAGAACCCCAUCUCCAGGAAAGCUUGUCAAGUUCCUUGUUGAGAACGGCGAGCAUGUCAAGACUGGCCAGCCGUUUGCUGAGGUCGAGGUCAUGAAGAUGUACAUGCCCUUGAUUGCUCAAGAAGAUGGUAUCGUCCAGCUCAUCAAGCAGCCCGGUGCCACUCUCGAGGCUGGCGAUAUCCUUGGAAUCCUAGCCCUUGACGAUCCUUCGCGCGUCAAGCACGCCAAGCCUUUCGAGGGCCAGCUCCCGGAUUUCGGUUUGCCGCAGGUCAUCGGUAACAAGCCCUCGCAGCGAUUCCAGCUUCUUCUCGGAACUCUGAGAAACAUCUUGCAAGGCUUUGACAACCAGGUCGCCAUGAUCAGCACUCUCAACGAGAUCCGCGACGUCCUGCGAAACAAUGAGCUGCCUUACUCUGAGUGGAACGCGCAGUUCUCCGCCCUGCACAGUCGCAUCCCACAGAAGCUUGACGCCAACCUGAGCGGAAUCAUUGAGCGCGCAAAGUCUCGUAAUGCUGAAUUCCCGGCCAAGACGCUCCUUCGCGCUAUCGAAAAGUUCUCGCAGGAGUUUGUCAGCCAGGACCGACAGAUCUUUGAGCAGUCUGUCGAGCCCUUGGUCUCGGUCGCGACUAGAUACCAGGGUGGAUUGAAGGCUCAUGAGUUUGCUAUUCUCAAUGAGCUGUUGGAGGAAUAUCUCAAAGUUGAGACUUUGUUUUCUGGCCCCAAUGUUCGCGAGGAAGAUGUUAUCUUGCGUCUGCGAGACGAAAACAAGGAUGAUCUUAUCAAGGUCGUCAUGACUGUCUUCUCUCACGGACGUGUCGGAGCCAAGAACAACCUCAUUCUUGCGAUCCACAACGCCCUUCGCGCCGAUAAGGCUGAUGUGACCGAGAUCUCCAAGUACAUGCGCCCUGUUCUGAGGCGCUUUACUGAACUUGACUCCCGAGCCACCGCUCCUGUCGCUCUCAAGGCCCGCGAGCUUCUUAUCCAGUGCGCGCUCCCUUCGCUCAACGAGCGUACUGCGCAGCUCGAGCAUAUUCUGCGCACAUCAGUCAUCGAGUCGCACUACGGUGAGGCUGAGUUUGCGCAUCGCGCCCCGCGCAUGGAUGUGCUCAAGGAGGUCAUUGACUCGCAGUAUGUCGUUUUCGACGUGCUGCCAAAGUUCUUUGCUCACGAAGACCCGUAUGUCACUCUUGCGGCCUUGGAGCUCUACUGCCGCAGAGCUUACCGUGCCUACAACAUUGUGAGCGUGGAGCACCACAGCGAAAACGAGUCGUCUCCGGUGUUGACCUUCAAGUUCAUUCUGUCGCCUAUUGGUAACCCCGCGUACAACGCUGUCGGCCAGGGCAGUGGCGCUCAGGAGAACGGGCAGGAUCUGCCUAGAGCGGCGUCGGUCUCUGACCUGACCUUUUUGGUUGGCAAGUCUGAUGGUGAGACCGUGCGCUCGGGAUUGAUUGUGUCUGUGGCUGAUCUUGACGAGAUCGAUGAGGUUCUUCCUCGGUCUCUUGAGUACCUUCCCCGCGCCGCGGGUGCUGGUAACGGCGGCCUUUCCUUUGCCGUCAAGUCCUCGCUUGAUUCGUUGCGGAGACCGGUUAACGUUCCCAAGGCCGAUGCGCUGAUCAACGUUGUGAGCAUUCUCGUGAAGUCUUCUGCGUAUGCUGAUGACGCCGAGCUGUACUCGCACAUCAAGUUCAUUAUCGACGAGUACAAGGAGGAAUUCUUGGCCCGCUCGAUCCGCCGUGUCACUGUGGUCUGCGGUCACGAGGAUGGUUCGUACCCCGGAUACUUCACCUUCCGCGGACCUGAAUACACCGAGGACGAGUCUAUCCGAAACAUCGAGCCCGCGUUGGCCUUCCAGCUCGAACUCGGACGUCUUUCGAACUUCAACUACAAGCCUAUCUUCACUGCCAACCGUAACAUUCACGUGUACCAGGCAGUGGGCAAAGAUGUUCCCAGUGACACGCGCUUCUUUGUGCGCGGCAUUGUCCGCCCCGGUCGUCUGCGCGAUGAGAUUCCUACCUCGGAGUACCUCAUUUCCGAGACUGACCGAUUGAUGUCCGACAUUCUUGAUGCCUUGGAGGUCAUUGGCUCGAGCAACUCGGAUAUGAACCAUAUCUUUAUUAAUUUCUCACCAAUUUUCCAUCUCGUCCCGGAGGAGGUCGAGGCUGCUUUUGGCCAGUUUUUGGAAAGAUUUGGAAGACGGCUGUGGAGACUGCGCGUUACUGGCGCGGAGAUUAGAAUCAUGUGCACGGAUCCGGAGACGAACGUGCCUUAUCCUCUGCGAGCUAUCAUCACCAACGUUUCGGGAUACGUUGUCACAAGUGAGCUUUACACUGAGGUCAAGAACGACAAGGGCCAGUGGGUGUUCAAGUCUCUGGGCAAGCCCGGAAACAUGCACCUGCGUCCCAUCAACUCGCCGUAUCCUACCAAGGAGUGGCUGCAGCCGAAGCGUUACAAGGCUCAUCUUAUGGGAACGACUUACGUCUAUGAUUUCCCGGAGCUCUUCAGCCAGGCGAUUCGUGCCAGCUGGCGUUCAACUAAGACCAAGAGCCCGGAGAAGGUGUUGACCUACAAGGAGCUGAUCAUGGACGACAGUGGUGAGAUCUCUGAAGUUUCGCGCGAGCCUGGUGCCAACACGUGCGGCAUGGUUGGCUGGAUUUUCACGGCUCUUACUCCUGAGUACCCCAACGGCCGCCAGUUCAUCGUGGUUGCAAACGACAUCACGUACAAGAUCGGCUCGUUCGGUCCACUCGAGGACAAGUUCUUCAAUCAAGUGACUGAGCUUGCGGUCAAGCUUGGAAUUCCUAGAAUCUACUUGUCUGCAAACUCGGGUGCCCGAAUUGGUGUUGCUGAUGAGUUCAUUGCUCUAUUCUCGGUCGCUUGGAACGAUGCAUCGAAGCCGGAGCUUGGCUUCAAGUACCUUUACCUCACUCCUGCGAUCUACGAGGGACUUUCACCUGCGGCGAAGAAGACGAUUGCCACUGAGCGCAUUGUUGAGGAUGGAGAAGAGCGAUACCAGAUCACGACCAUUAUCGGUGCCGAGGAUGGUCUUGGUGUCGAGUGUCUCCGUGGGUCUGGUUUGAUUGCCGGUGCGACUUCGAAGGCUUACAAGGACAUUUUCACAAUCACUCUUGUUACUUGCCGCUCUGUUGGUAUCGGUGCUUAUCUCGUUCGUCUUGGACAGCGUGCUAUCCAGAUCGAAGGCCAGCCGAUCAUUCUCACUGGCGCUCCGGCUAUCAACAAGCUUCUUGGUCGCGAGGUCUACACUUCGAACUUGCAGCUUGGUGGCACACAGAUCAUGUACAAGAACGGUGUGUCGCAUUUAACUGCGAACGACGAUCUUGCUGGUGUGUGUAAGAUUAUCGAGUGGAUGUCUUAUGUGCCGGCGCGCAAGCACGAGAAGCUGCCAGUCUAUCCUUCGACCGAUCCUUGGGACCGAGACGUUGUUUACGAGCCUCCCAAGCAGAUGAGCUACGACGUCAGAUGGCUGAUUGCUGGACGCGAGGACGACGAUGGAUUCCAGGCUGGUAUGUUUGACAAGAACUCGUUCCAGGAGACUCUGAGCGGCUGGGCGCGAACGGUGGUUGUUGGCCGUGCGCGCAUCGGCGGAAUUCCUGUCGGAGUUAUCGGCGUCGAGACUCGGUCGGUUGAGAACGUGAUCCCUGCUGAUCCUGCCAACCCUGAUUCGACCGAGCAGCUGACGCAGGAAGCCGGUCAGGUGUGGUACCCCAACUCUGCGUUCAAGACUGCCCAGGCUAUCAACGACUUCAACCACGGAGAGGAGCUGCCGCUUGUGAUUCUUGCCAACUGGCGUGGAUUCUCCGGUGGUCAGCGCGACAUGUACAACGAGGUUUUGAAGUACGGUGCUAUGAUUGUUGAUGCUUUGGUCGACUACAAGCAGCCUAUCUUUGUGUACAUUCCGCCUCAUGCCGAGCUCCGUGGAGGUUCGUGGGUCGUUAUCGAUCCUACGAUCAACGCUGAGCAGAUGGAGAUGUACGCGGACGAGGAGUCUCGCGCUGGAGUGCUCGAGCCUGAGGGUAUGGUUGGAAUCAAGUACCGCCGCGAGCGUCUGCUUGAGACCAUGAACCGUCUUGACCCAGUGUACGCAGAUCUUAAGCGUCAGCUUGAGAAGAAGGAUAUCUCGCCAGAGAUGGCUUCUGAUCUCAAGGUGAAGCUGCAGGAGCGCGAGACGGCGAUCAUGCCGGUGUACAGACAGAUCAGUCUGCAGUACGCGGACUUGCACGACCGUGCGGGCCGUAUGAAGAGCAAGGGUGCGAUUCGCGAGGUCUUGACAUGGCGCGACGCCCGUCGCUACUUUUACUGGCGUAUCAAGCGUCGUGUGCUUGAGAGCUACGUGCUGCGCGACUUGUCGGUCGCGAACGCGAAGGCGUCGCGCAUUGAGCGGGUUGCGCGCAUGAAGGCGUGGUAUGCCGAGGCGCAGCUUGACGAGACCUCCGACCAGCAGGUUGCCGAGUGGCUUUCAGAGAACGAGGCCGCGAUCAAGAGCAAGGUCGAGCAGGUGCGCAAGGACGCGAAGAUCGCCGAGAUGGUUUCGGUCGUGCGGGCGGACAAGGAUGUUUUGGUUGCGUCGUUGAAGGCUCUGUCUACUGAGGACAAGGAGUCGAUUUUGAAGCUUUUGGGCGAGAACUGA
Myxozyma melibiosi is the source of this 6693-nucleotide messenger RNA. Its product is annotated as acetyl-CoA carboxylase-like protein. Gene Ontology annotation, cellular component: mitochondrion. Gene Ontology annotation, molecular function: metal ion binding; acetyl-CoA carboxylase activity; ATP binding. NCBI's taxonomy places the organism in Eukaryota, Fungi, Ascomycota, Lipomycetes, Lipomycetales, Lipomycetaceae. The coding region runs from base 1 to 6693 and encodes 2230 amino acids. Gene Ontology annotation, biological process: fatty acid biosynthetic process. The transcript has 5 exons. The record is from RefSeq and is a predicted model, not a curated record.